This is a messenger RNA of Zonotrichia albicollis (white-throated sparrow), 538 nucleotides long. Lineage: Eukaryota; Metazoa; Chordata; Aves; Passeriformes; Passerellidae. The record is from RefSeq and is a predicted model, not a curated record.
AAUAUCCAAGGGUUGCGCCAAGCAAACCUUCCAGGACAGACAGGUCAGGCUUGCCUUGGCCGCUGGUGACUGCUGUUCAUCAGCUCCUGUACAUGGGUCUCUGUGGUUUCCUUCCUAUGGAGACCAAUGUGACACUUGGGAGCCUUGUGAAAUGAAGGGGCCAUUGUGACACUGCAGAGCACCAUGGAUCCAAGGGACCAUUGUGACACUGUCACUGUAGAGCCUCGUGGAACCAAGGACAUCAUUGUGGCUCUGUUGGGCUGCAUGGUCCCAAGGGGCCAGAGCAAAUCAGCGGUGCGGGAGUUGGCCCAGCUGUACCUCAGAGUCAACCAGAUUUUACCCUGGAUAAACUGGAUCACUGUUAUGUUUGCCUACUUGAAGCCCCCCUCCAUCUCCUCCCCAUCCCUGGAUCUGGCCCUGUCAGUUCUGUACUCGGUGGUGCCUCCAGCCCUGAACCCCCUCAUCUACAGCCUGAGGAACCACGAGCUCAAGGCUGCAGUCUGCAGAUUGAUGACUGGAUGAUUUCAAAAACAUUAAA